UUUGCUUUUCCCAUCUUCCAAUAGCCAUUGCGCACAGUCAGACACUUUCAUUUCUCAAUUCCCUCUCAGUCUCUCUCUUUCUCUCUCUCUCUCUCCAUGAGUGCUUCGCCUUUUCUUUGAGCUUAACUUGGACACAAAGUUACCAUACCAACAAAUGGGUAAGUAUAUGAGGAAGGCCAAAACGGCUGGCGAGGUUGCCGUCAUGGACCUUUCCCUCGGCGUCCGUACACGCGCCCGAACCCUAGCUCUUCAAAAAUCGUCCAUUCCUCCUUCUCCUUCCUCGACUGCCUCCUCUGCCGGCGCUGGUGGCUCCUACCUCCAGCUCAGGAGCCGCCGCCUCGUGAAGUCGCCGAUUUUGGUUAAUGAUUCUGCUAAGCGGGCGAAGCAGGGAACGGCUAAGGAGAAGGAAAACUGUGCUUCAGAGAAUCAAAAUCAGGACCCAAAUUCGAGUAACCCCAAUUCGAGUAAUUCGAAUUCUAGGGCGAGGGUGAGGGUAAGCCAGGCGGACUCUGGGUCAAAUGGGUCUGGGCAAAAGAACGAGAGUAAUAGUAAUGAAAACGUGGGGGUUGGGGUUGAAGAAGAGACCAACAAGGAUUUGGGUGUUGAAGCUUCUUUUGGGGAAAAUGCUUUGGAGAUUGAAGGAAGAGAAAGGGGAACUAGGGAAUCCACUCCAUGCAGUUUGAUAAGGCAACCAGAGGCCAUAAGGACCCCUGGUUCAACUACUAGGCCUAGGCCUACUAGCUCAAUGGAGGGCAGGGUAGUAAGGAAUUCAACCCGGGGACAAAUCCCAACAGCACAUGAAAUGAAUCAGUUCUUUGCGGGUGCAGAAGAAGAGCAACAAAGACAAUUUGUAGAGAAGUACAACUUUGAUCCCGUGAAUGAUAAGCCACUCCCAGGACGUUUUGAAUGGGAGAAGGUCGACCCUUAGAAGACUAAUGUUCUAUCAGGACUUUUUUUCCUGCACAUUCUUGUUGAUCUUGAGCUUAGGAAUAUUGAAGUAGCAGGAAUUAGUUUUAGAUCUAACGUUGAUGGUGUUAUUUCCAUUUUCCAUCAUCCUUAUUUUACCUGUAAAGAAAGUAGGGCUGUCAAAGAUAUGUGUAGACUAAUGGUCUGUAACAUAACAGAGGUUAUGAGUUACACAGCAAAAUACAAACCAAAGUCCUUUGUCUAACAUAUCAUGUGAGAAGAAGAGAAGGGAAAGAGGGUUUUAGGGUUAGGGUUCUGUCAAUUAGGUCAGUCUAGUCUAUCUGGGUACAGAAAUUUACUAGAUCUUUUUCUUUUUUGUACUGUAUUUUCCUCCUCUCCUUUGUCUAUAUACUUGUACUGAUGGAACUUGAAAAAAAAAAAAAAAAAUUUGGAAUAAAUAUGACCCUUUUCUUCCUCUUCUUCUUUGUCUUUUCCACCAUCUUUUAUUAUGCUUGGCACUUGGACACUUGCCAUGUGAUGCAGGCAAUGCAACUUUCAUUAAU
Molecule: messenger RNA, 1469 nt
Organism: Pistacia vera
Lineage: Eukaryota; Viridiplantae; Streptophyta; Magnoliopsida; Sapindales; Anacardiaceae
Product: cyclin-dependent kinase inhibitor 4-like
Exons: 3
Coding region: 155-928 (257 amino acids)
Biological process (GO): negative regulation of cyclin-dependent protein serine/threonine kinase activity
Cellular component (GO): nucleus
Molecular function (GO): cyclin-dependent protein serine/threonine kinase inhibitor activity
Source: RefSeq, a predicted model, not a curated record